UAUAUAUAUAUAUGUAUCUAAAUCCUACUUAAGGAGAAGCUUUAGGGUUAAUAAUCAACGGAAGGGCGAACUCGACCCAAAGGGGAAUAUUUGGAUUCGCCCUUACGUUUUAAAGCUAAAAUUCUCAAUGACGGGGGUUCAACACAAUGCUUAAAAUCUAUUCCAGCAGAGGGCAGUAUUCCUUUUUACUUCCUACGAACUUUGGGCCAAAUCUACCCAGCAGUACUCUGACAUUACAAUCAUGCACAAAACUGUGUGUAUAUACCGUUUGGAGGAAAACUGGUUGCUAAGGCGAAUUGAUGUAUAUGCUGACAAUCUUUGUAAAAUGGGGUAUAUAUCAACAUUAUCUGUCAAUGAAAAUGUAACUCAAUCCACCACCUACGUUAUCCCAAAACUACACCACAAUAUAUAAACUGUACAAAACAUGAAUGCUUUUAAUCCUAAUAGUGCCCCUCCUUUUUCGAAAAUCUCUAUAUAUUUUACUUUUAUAUCUUCUACGAAGAUUUCGCUGUUACAAUGAUAAGCGUUUGCAACGUGAACAUGUAGUGUGCACGAGAACAGCGAAAAGCACAAAUUACCGCACGCGCAGGCCUCGGCAGCGCCUAGCACGGCCUAGCAUAUGAUAUGGGCGCUGCACUAGGCGGCCGGCCUGGCCCGGCUGCCCCGGCGCGGCGCGGCCGGUGCAGGUGAUGAGGUCGAGGAGCUGCGUCGCGCCUAAAACCAGUGCAGCCGACCGAAUACGACGCCUUCCGCCCGUGAGUGGAAAGUUUCUUGAAAGUUUCCUGAAACUGUAAAUAGUACGACAGAUGGUGGACUGUACUCACUAAGAAGAAGAAGAAGAACUUUAAGUUUUGGAUAUAUUUCUAGCAACUUAACGGUCGUGGUGUAGUUGCUACAAGGGAUAUUACAAGAGGUGAAUUUAUAGCUGAAUAUGAAGGGCAUCUGAUUACAGAAGAAGAACUUGAAAGAAGGGAAGAACAAAUAGAAAGUGUCUUCAGAUAUGAAUUCACCUGGAAAGGAAAGAAACUAUGCCGGAUCAUCUGUUGGUGUACCAACCCUUGGACCUCUUUCUCCUAGAGUCCCACAGAGUCCCACUAAGGAACGCCUUGAUCCUCAAAAUUCAUCACGAUGUAAUGAUGGAGCUGGAUCAUCUGGUGGUGUAUCAGCCCCUGGACCUCUUUGUCCUCCUAGGAAAAAUCCUACCCUGGUACCCCUCAAUCAUCAGGAAGAUUCAUCAAGAGAACGGAGGUACACGAGACGGGAGUCCGGGGAAACGGCUCAACUAAAAGAGUUCUUCAAAGAAUACUUCACAUCAACUCAAACAAAACUUCCAUCAAGAGCAGAAAUUAGAAAUUCAAAAUGAGAUUUCCAGCCUUCAGACAUGAUGUAAGGACCAUAGCAACCAAGGUCAUGAACCAGGUGCGGAAGACCGAACGACUGACAGAGGAAAGAGUCAAACGACUUGGGAUAAGAUAAUGAGGUGAUGGGCUAACAGGUUAAUCGGGACAUUUCUGGUAACAGUAACACGCAUCUUUUAGGAUAGAUUCAGGAUUGUGCUUAGAAUAAAAUAAACUUACAGUCUUCAUAAAUCCCUUUUGAGUGUUUUCAACAAUCCAAUUAGUGAAGUCUUUCUAUAUGAGCUCACCUGAGCCGAAGGCUUAUAACUGCACAGAUGCUCGUCCCUGCAAAAACUGUCGCCUCAUGGGCAACAGAGCAUGCGGAUAGUGAUUAAUCACCUAAAUAUUAGCUGUGGGGUCAUGCUUGUUAUCAAUUAUUUUAUGGUACUUUGAUGAAUUGUGUUAGGGUCCCUUACAAUCAAGUGGGUGGAGCAUUGGAGGAGUACACUCUCAUGAUCGAGCUAUGAGGAUUUUAAAUAAAAUAAUGCAUGCAAACAUAUUUUUGAAAUGUGAUUCAGGCAAUUGCAGGGGCAGAGGUAGUUGAUGUCAGAUUUGCUGGCAGGAUUAAGAGUACAUAGGGCCCACAGGGCAACAGUUUGUUCAGGGGUGACCAUUUGGUAGGCAAGUAAGAGGAUCUCUCAAUCAAAUUUAUUGAUAAAAUACUACUAGAGGCAUAGGAUUGAAAGUUGCUCAAUUGAAGCAUGUGGUAAUUACUAAUUUGCAAUUACAUAUGACAAUUGCAUGACAUCAGGUGAGCACCAGGCCCCCUGGGGCUCUUAUCAUUUAUCCCUAACUGCCCUCCUCCAUAGUUUUGGCGAUUGCAUCGCGACCGCUACCAAUUUCAGAUUCUCGCUUUAUGACUUUUUCCCUUGCAGUCUUGUCUUGCACACAUUUUGCGGGGACUGAUUUUUAAAAGUUACAGGGGAGCUAUAAAUAGCUCUCCUAGAGGCUCUCAAGGAGAAUUUUUAGGGGAGCUAAAUUUGUUCUUCACGUAGAAAGAUUGGGGUUACAAGGGGCUCUGUAAAUCACUCCCCAAAAAGCAUUUAAGGGGAGCUUGGGAGAGCAAUCGCUCUCACUCCCCUUAAAUCUUACUCCCUGAUUUUGAUACCACAUUUGUCCUUAUCAGACCUACCUAAGGGGUAUUAUGGGCCAAUUAGCAGACAUGCCAACAAAAAACGUAUUCCGUACUUUUCUAUCCUCUUUCGCUUCUUUAGGGGGUACUAAGAUCUAUAGAUGUCUAUGAAUGCAUAGCACCAUCAUGCCAUACUGCAUUGCACCUGUCUUCAUAGAAAACAUUUAAUUGUCCAAUGAAUUGUCUAUGUCCCUCAUUUACCAGAACGAAUGCUUUUGGUGCAGGAAUGAAACACUUGUGAAAAUGUAUAUAUGUAUGUUUUCUAUUGAAAAUAAUUGAAUAAUAAAAGGUUUUCAGGUCGACAGGUGGAAUGAGAUUGAUAUUUUUAUGAUCUGAAUAAUUAUUGACAUCUAAUGAGUUUGGUACACCUUAUCCAAAUGUAAAAGACAAGAAUGCGCUUUUAGGUUGGCAGUACUGAAUUAGUAUGCGCAUGUCAUUAAAAAGGCUAUAGCUGCAUAUAUUUGUGUACAUUUACAUACAUUAAUACUUUAUGCAAAUCUGCUGUACUCAUAAAAAUAGAUAAGAAUUGAUUUAUUUCACAUUUGGGAAACAUUAAUCUUCAUUAUUACACAGUUUUCAUGUAAUUUUGUACUUGUUUAGGCUGAAAUUAUGAAAAUAUACCCCAAAUGCAUAAAAUACGCAUUAUGAAUAAUUAAUUUCCUAAUUAUGCACAAAAAAAUGCACAAUUGAUUUUUAAAAAUUACACCACGAGAUUCAGCAUCCAGCAUUCAGAUAAAAUUUAGCCUCUCAGCCUCACUCCAACUAGAGCAUUUUACCCACUGUACAAUAUAUAAAUACAAAUAUAUGUUGUGCUAGUAAUGUCAUGCCUAGCUGAUUCUAGUUCAAACUCGGAGAUGUAAUCAUUAGUCUAGUAAGAUAGAUGAUUGUUUGUUUGUGAAGGCAGCUUUAAUUGCAAAUAAUUGGAAUUAUUUCAUUGUUGAUUCACCUAACUCUCAGCAGCCUUAUUAAAAAGGCUGUAUAAAAUUAAAUCUGACUUAUUGCCUACCUGAGCAAAUGCCUUCUAAAGCCUCCCCUAAUGUUUUGGGGGUUUACUUCUUUUUUUUAAUGAUGUUGGUGCUGGGGACAAAGCAGGUAUACUUGGCAGACAAUCAGUGUAUAUAUGCAUAAACAUAUACAUGAUAGCACAGGUACGUCAUUUUUGUAAGUGUAAGCAUGGCUGGAGUAUGUUUUUUUUUAUUCAAUUCAGUUGACUUCUGCUCAGGAGAUCAAGUGUAAUGUGAAAUGUACUGGAAUGGAUAUCAUUUAUUUGAUAAGUGCUUGUCUUAUGUUUCACUUGCUCUAGAUGUGUAACAGCUCCAUUGUAGUUCAUGUAUUUGUGGAAUUGGACACGAGAAGAAGAAAUUCAUGACAUAUCCUUCCCUUGUCAGCACCACCCCCUUCUCUUUCUCUCGCUGUACUAGUUUAUCGAAAAAUUCACCUAAAAAACUGAGAAACAAAGUUUACCUGCAUAAUAUCGAUUGCUGUGUUUAUUUUUUAUACAAAACAGGACAAAUAUCAAAAUUCAUGACGAACGUUGAAGAAUUUUGCUGGAUGUUAUUACAUGCAUUGCUCCUUUUCAUAGUAUUGUAUACCCAUUGCAUAAUAUACGUUUGUGUGUUUAUUAUUCAAGUAUGAAGUAGGAAACUUAUUAACAAUUCAUAACAAAGGUUCAACAAGUUUUUCCAUUGCCAUGAUAUGCAGUGUGUUACAUAAAUUAACCAUUUGUCUUGGUUUAAGAUAUACAUUUGGUAUAAAUAUAACAAUUAUUAAUUAAUUAUUAAUUUUUAUUUUAUUAUUAAUUAUUAAUACAAAAAAAUUUGCUCAUAAUUAUAGAUAAAUGAAGCGCUCCUUAUCGUUCAUAGCAUCAAUACAAUGCUUCCCCUUAUGUCACAUAUGGCACUGCAUGUCUAGAAAUUAUGAGAAAUUGAAAGGAAAUUUUUCAAGAACUGAGAUUUGUAGUAUCUGUAGUAAUCUGUAUGUAUUUAGUACUGUGAGUUGGAUAUGUACAAGAGGUCGUAGUUCAUGAAAUGUGACAUUUCAAUUGUUCCUUUGCAUGUUUGGUGUUUAUAAGUACUUUGUGGAUAACCCAGGUUUGGUGCAGUUCAUGCUUCAACUUCAUUGUGAAUUGUCUUUUUACAUUGUGUAUGAAUGGAUGUUUUCACAUUGUGAUAGAUUACUUGUUUCAUUAAAAUUCAAUUAAUCAGA
Lytechinus variegatus (green sea urchin) is the source of this 4734-nucleotide messenger RNA. RefSeq lists its product as uncharacterized. The coding region runs from base 1001 to 1363 and encodes 120 amino acids. The transcript is spliced from 6 exons. The record is from RefSeq and is a predicted model, not a curated record. NCBI's taxonomy places the organism in Eukaryota, Metazoa, Echinodermata, Echinoidea, Temnopleuroida, Toxopneustidae.